CGCCCCCCCCCAAGAUGGCGGCGCCCUUGGCGGAGCAGCUGCGGGAGUUGCUCGACCCCCGGCCCGCCCUGCGCGACCCCGAGGACGACGCGGAGGAAGCUACUGUUGCUAAAGUGAUUGACAGAUUUGAGGAUGAAACCUCAGAUGACAUUUUGCCUGUUGGUAACAUAAGGAAAAGAGUUUCAGCCUCUCUCUUGGAAGCUGAUAAAAAGUACAGUGGAAAAGCCACGUCUCGCAAAGCUUUGCAAGAAGAGCUCUGGGGAGAUGCUCUGUCUGAAGAAGGAUCUGUUGAAGAGGCACUAGAUGACUGGUACAGCGGCAGUGAAGGUUCAGAAGAGGAUGACAGUGCAGGCACUAAAGCAGAGGAGAAGCCCAGCAGUGACCAGGAGGAUGACUUGAAUGAUGGUGAAGAGACAGAUCCAUCUAUCAAGGACAAGGCACCAAAGUUCAGCUUCCAGAAUAUCACAGACUUCGAGAAAUUUGCAGAGGGGAUGGAUGAUGCAGGAAGCAGUGAAGGGGAAGAUGAAGAUGAAAACGAAGAUGAAGAUGAAAAUGAAGAUGAUGAUGCCAACAUGGAAGAAGGAAGUGAGGAGGAGGAAGAGGAAUAUGGGAGUGAAAACCACGACGAUGCAAAGGAAACCAAAGACAGUGAAGACGAUGGGGGGGUGAUGACCUUCUCCAAAGGCCAAGAGUCUGAAGAAGUAGAGAAGGGCAAAGCUGUGAGGAACCAGCUAGCACUGUGGGAUCUGCUAAUGGAGGGGAGAAUCAAGAUGCAGAAGGCACUGGUGACGGCCAACAGGCUCCCCCAGCCAGACACCUACCCCAGGUUCAGAGAGGAGGGUGGACAGCAGUUUGACAACGCUGUGGAGAGCUGUUGUAAAACUCUGGAGGCCUUGCUGAAAGUGCUGGUGGAGCUUCAGGACGAGCUGCUUUAUCAGUACCCAGGCACGAGGCACCUGGUGGAUGGAAAGCAAGCAAAAGCUGAGAGUGAGGAUGAAAUCCCGAGCAGCAGCGAUGAGGAGCAGGUGGAUAAGGCCCAGGAGAAGAGGAGGAGCCUCCCCAAGCGAAAGCUGAAGUUUGAGGACUACCCCGAGUUCAUCGCCAAGCGCUACGCGGAGCUCAGGCCCUACCGGAACAGCGUCCUGCAGAAGUGGCACGACAAGACAAAGCUGGCAACUGGCAAAAUGGGAAAGGGUUUCGGUGCCUUCGAGCGCUCCAUCCUGACUCAGAUUGAUCAUAUCCUGAUGGACAAGGAGAGAUUGCUCCGGCGCACCCAGACCAAGCGCUCCGUGUACACCGUGCUGGGCAAGCAGGAGCAGGAGCCCCAGCCAGCCCCCCAGCCCGGGCCUGAGAACUCGGAAGUGCUCCCUCCCUCAGAUUCCAACAGACACCUGAAGGACAUAGAUGAGGAGAUAUUUGAUGAUGAUGACUUUUAUCACCAGCUCCUCCGAGAAAUGAUCGAACGUAAAACCACUUCCCUGGACCCCAACGACCAGGUGGCAAUGGGCAGGCAGUGGCUGGCCAUCCAGAAGCUAAGGAGCAAAAUAAAGAAGAAGGUGGACAGGAAAGCCAGUAAAGGAAGGAGAAUCCGGUAUCAUGUGCAUAGCAAGCUGGUGAGCUUCAUGGCACCUAUUGACCACUGCGCAAUGAAUGAUGAUGCCAGGACGGAGCUUUAUCGUUCCCUGUUUGGAAAAAUCACGAAUGGUGAAGAGCUGGAGCAGAAUUAGGAUCAGGCCCCGGCUCCCGACGUCUCCUUGGCUCCCUGAGGCUGCCCAGGAGCAGGGCAAGGUCUCCCCAGCCUCUGGUCUGUCCCUAAAAUCCUGCCUGAAGGAACAUCAAACCUAAAUCAGAGGGAUGAGUGGGGACACUGAGCCUGGCUGAGCAUCCCCCCUUUCCGGCUUCAGUGCUUCCUCCCACACACAACCCAUUUUUAACUGUUCCCUUUAAAUUCCUGACCUUGAUUUUUGCAAUCUGGGCACAAUGCUGGGGGGAAGGGACACAAUCCAGCCCAGCAGGGACCACCAGCCCCCCCAUGUGGGUCCCCCACAGUUGUGUUGAACCCUCAGAGGUUUUGAUUUGGGAGUUGGGGGGGAUUUAAAUGCCCUGUUCUGGUCGUUGGCUGCGUAUCGGGAACGAGGGACUUUAUUUUUCACCAAGAGGAUUUAAAUGUCAUUUACAUAAUUAACAUGGCCUUAAAACAGAGCAAGGGUGCUCUCCUGUGCUGGGAGCUCCCAGUUCACAUUCCAGCUGUUGAAUGACCACAGGGACAUUUGCUGACCACACCACGGGGUAUGUUGGGAUAUUGCUGCCGUAGGAACCUCCCGGGGAAUUUUCCAGCCCUGCAUUGAUCCUGAACACUCAGUUCUUUCAGCUGGUCGUGACUCUGAACCUUUGUGUCUUCACCAUGGCCAUGACACCCCGCUGAAGGGUGUCAGCACAAUGUGAAACUGGGCAGAGAUGACUCACCUGAGGGGUUCGUGGGGUUUUAUACCCAAAGGUCAGAAGCAGGAUAUCAGAUCCUGUGGGGAGAAUUUGGGAUUCUGCUGUGAUCAGUCCCAAACUGAGGUUAUCUCCUGUGAAUAACACGUGUGUAGCAGGCAUGGCUUGUCCCACAGAGCUGCCCUGUCCCUGGGUAGUGUUUUGGGUGAUGUCAUUAAAAUGGUUUGUAAA
Molecule: messenger RNA, 2670 nt
Organism: Pseudopipra pipra
Lineage: Eukaryota; Metazoa; Chordata; Aves; Passeriformes; Pipridae
Gene: AATF
Product: apoptosis antagonizing transcription factor
Exons: 12
Coding region: 15-1727 (570 amino acids)
Biological process (GO): regulation of transcription by RNA polymerase II
Cellular component (GO): nucleolus; nucleus
Source: RefSeq, a predicted model, not a curated record